Molecule: messenger RNA, 1794 nt
Organism: Dentiscutata heterogama
Lineage: Eukaryota; Fungi; Glomeromycota; Glomeromycetes; Diversisporales; Gigasporaceae
Source: the annotation of a GenBank genome assembly
AUGAACGAUUUGGACGAGAUCCUGGACUUUGAGGAGGCAGUAGAUUUUAAUUUAUCCGAUAAUCCUGAAGUCCUUGACGUUGAAAUAUUAGAUGAGGAUGGUUUAUUUAACCUUGGUGAUGAAAUAGGCCUUGAAAACAGUAAACAACCAGAUGAAGGGCCCAUUUCGUUAGAGGACACCAAAUAUGGUGAUAAUAGCAAGACUCAGAACAGUGGACAACUCAUAGAGCUAGAUAAUAACUCAAGUGGCACAACACAACCACAAAUAGAGCACUCAGAGGAUGUUACUGAAUUUAACUUGGAUGACCCUGAUUUCCUCAAAGAUUACGAAGAUACAAAUGGUGGAAUAGAUAAUGAAGUGAACAUUGAUGAAGAAUUUUGGAAAGGAUUAGAUGUGGAUCCAACUGAUACUUCGGGCAAAGAAGGCAAUAAAGAGUCCGAUUUAUCCGAGAAACUUGGAACAAACAAUUCUAUAUCUACAUCACCCUCAAAAGAGAACACACUAAAAUCUUCAUCAGAUAUUGAUGUUACUAAUGACGGUAAAAAAUCAAAUGUAUCUAAUAGUGGGAAAUCUGUGACAAGGAAAUCGAAAUCACCUGAAAAAGAAGACGGUGAGAUUAUCAAUCAAGCAUCUUCUACUGAUAAUAAUCGACAAGCUCAACAACAAAAGCAAACACAAUCGCAGCAACAAUCUCCAGCGCAAAAGCAAACACAGCAGCAACGAGCAUCACAACAUACACAACAACAAUCAAACCAUCAUCCUCAACAAAAUACUCAGAAUUAUAGGGGACGAGGUGGCAGAAGAAAUAAUGAUUGGAACCAAGGAAACGUCGGUGAAUUUUUUAACGGAGGCAUGUCAACUUUUCGGUCAGGAUAUGGACCAGGCUUAGACGGAAUGUCAGGAUUACGGCCGCAUGCACUGCCAUUUGUAAAUCCCAUGACACAAUAUCACAUGGGCGCUGGUGGACAUCCGAUGAACAUGAUGCCGUUUCAAGGACAGAUGGAAAUACCACCUUAUCCAAUGGGCGGACGCGGAAACAAUGCAUUCAUCCCGAGAGGCGGUAAUCCUGUUUUCGGUCAUCACAAUAAUCCAAUGUCAUCACGUAAACCUGCAAAUCAACAGUCAAACGCGCAAAGAACAACUCAGGCAAUUCCUCCCAAACGCAAGGCACCAAAUGAUGGAUUCGAUCAAAAAGAGCAAGAUAACAAAAAAACCGCUACUACGAAUGGUAAAUCUCAAGCUUCUGAAAACAAAUCUACUUCAUCUCCACAGAAAAACGUUGAUCGAGCCAAAACGUCUUUAACGACCACUACCGCGAAGAAUUCAUCAAAUUCUAUACCAGAGAAACCGUCCAAACUUGGGAUCUCAUCACCUACUACAAAUAAAGCUCCUGCCACAAAGCUUAAACGACGUACAGACACAUUACCUUCUGAGUCCACAUCGACUUCAAAAUCUACGCAAGAUUCCAAGUCAACUAUAAAAUCAGUACCAAAAAAUACACCCAAUUCUUUAUCUGAAGUUGUUCCUUCAAAAUCCCCUACGACAAAUGCUAGCGGCCCGAUGACAAAUAGUUCAAACAAGUUGACAAUUGAUAAUAUUGAUGACCGUGUGAAUAAACGAGAGCUUCAGACCAUGGCUGGUAGCGUUCCAGGUGGAUUUACGUUGGUUACGGUGGAUCGUGUAGCUCGCUCGGCAGAAAUUACCUUUAAGACAGUUGAAGGCGCAAAGAUGUUUAGGCGAAAGUACAAUAGGAGUGUCCUUGGCAAAUCUAAUAUCAUCAUCAAUUUCUCUUAA